Molecule: messenger RNA, 3450 nt
Organism: Harpia harpyja (harpy eagle)
Lineage: Eukaryota; Metazoa; Chordata; Aves; Accipitriformes; Accipitridae
Gene: NEK8
Product: NIMA related kinase 8
Exons: 15
Coding region: 172-2268 (698 amino acids)
Biological process (GO): protein phosphorylation
Molecular function (GO): protein kinase activity; ATP binding
Source: RefSeq, a predicted model, not a curated record
GGUGCUACCCUUGGGGUGGUCUUACCCUCUGCCGGCCCCCCCGCAAGGCCCUACACGCGUGGUGGUGGAACGGGCGCGGCCUGAGGUCUUUCGUCCUCCCGCGGCCGCCAUAGCGACACCCGGAAGUGUCUCCAUGGAGACGGGAGGAGCCCGGGCCGGGCCGGGGCAGUGAUGGAGAAAUACGAACGGAUCCGGGUGGUGGGGAGAGGGGCCUUCGGCAUCGUGCACCUCUGCCUGCGCAAGGCCGACCAGAAGCUGGUGAUCCUGAAGCAGAUCCCGGUGGAGCAGAUGAGCAAGGACGAGCGGCUGGCGGCGCAGAACGAGUGCCAGGUCCUCAAGCUGCUCAGCCACCCCAACGUCAUCGAGUACUACGAGAACUUCUUGGAGGACAAGGCGCUCAUGAUCGCCAUGGAGUACGCCCCAGGGGGCACGCUAGCGGAGUUUAUUCAUAAGCGCUGUAACUCCUUGCUGGAUGAGGAUACCAUCCUGCACUUCUUUGUGCAGAUCCUCCUGGCUCUCCACCAUGUGCACACCAAGCAGAUCCUGCACCGCGACCUGAAGACUCAGAACAUCCUCUUGGACAAACAUCGCAUGAUUGUCAAGAUCGGAGACUUUGGCAUCUCCAAAAUCUUGAGCAGCAAGAGUAAAGCCUACACGGUUGUGGGAACUCCGUGCUACAUCUCCCCAGAGCUCUGUGAAGGGAAGCCUUACAACCAGAAGAGUGAUAUCUGGGCUUUGGGCUGUGUGCUGUACGAACUCGCCAGCCUCAAGAGGGCUUUUGAAGCUGCGAAUCUUCCUGCCUUAGUAUUGAAGAUCAUGAGCGGGACCUUUGCCCCAAUAUCGGAUAGAUACAGCCCUGACCUGCGCCAGCUCAUCCUUAGCAUGCUGAACCUGGAUCCUUCCAAGCGGCCCCAGCUGAAUGAGAUCAUGGCCCAGGCCAUCUGCAUUCGGCCCCUUCUGAACCUCUACACUGACGUGGGCAGUGUCAAAAUGAGAAGGCCUGAAAAACCCUUGGCUCCCGUGCCAACAGUAACCCACAGCCGGACGGGGGGACGAGUGAGCAGUGCCAGGCCAAGAGGUGUUCGAGGUGGUUCAGCCAGGACAGGAAUCCCUCCUCCACUGUCAUCCAUCUACACCUGGGGGAGUGGGAUCACCACCCCCCUCCGCCUGCCCAUGCUUAACACCGAAGUGGUGCAGGUGUCUGCUGGCAGGACGCAGAAGGCCGGGGUCACCAAAUCGGGACGGCUCAUCAUGUGGGAGGCUCCCCCGAUGGGUGCUGCGGGAGGCCCUUCUCUCCCAGGAGCCACCGAGCAGCUCCAGCCUCAGUUUGUGUCCCGCUUUCUGGAGGGCCAGUCUGGCGUGACCAUCAAACACGUGUCCUGCGGUGAUCUCUUCACAGCCUGCCUCACAGACAGGGGGAUAAUCAUGACUUUCGGCAGCGGCAGCAAUGGCUGUUUGGGGCAUGGAAACUUCACGGACGUAAGCCAGCCCAAGAUCGUGGAGGCCCUGCUGGGCUACGAGAUGGUGCAGGUGGCCUGUGGUGCGUCUCACGUCCUAGCGGUUUCCAACGAACGGGAAGUGUUUGCCUGGGGCAGGGGGGAUAAUGGUCGCCUUGGGCUGGGUACCCUGGAGUGCCACAACUCCCCCCAGCAGGUCACAGUCCCGCCGGAGCAUGAGGCCCAGAGGGUCAUCUGCGGCAUCGAUUCCUCCAUGGUCCUCACAGUGAAGAACCAUGUUCUUGCUUGUGGGAGUAACAGGUGUAACAAACUGGGCCUAGAUCGGAUCAGCUCAGCAGAGGAGCCUUCCCCAGAGGACCAGGUGGAAGAGGCCACCGUGUUCAUGUGUGCCCAGUCAGCCCCCUUGAACCAAGAGCCGAUUUUGUGCGCUGACAUUGGUACAGCGCACUCGGCUGCAGUCACAGCUUCUGGCCAGUGUUACACCUUUGGGAGCAACCAGCACGGGCAGCUGGGCACCAACUCCUCCCGCAACAGCCGCGUACCCCACCUGGUUGUGGGGCUCCAGGCAAUGAAGGUCACCGUGGUGGCUUGUGGGGAUGCCUUCACUGUGGCCAUCGGAGCAGACGGCGAGGUGUGCACAUGGGGGAAAGGAGCCAGGGGACGCCUGGGCAGGAAGGAUGAGGAAACGGGAGUGCCAAGGCCGGUGCAGCUGGAGGAGACGCAUCCGUACCUGGUGACCUCCGUAGCCUGCUGCCACGGGAACACACUGCUGGCAGUAAAGCCUGCUGUGGAAGAGUCGCCUUCCCAGUGAGUUUGAGUUGAGAGGUGCCGCAUCCAGCCUCGUCAUAUAGAUGCUGGGGCUCCCCCCAGCCGCUCGGCAUGCCUGUCCUCUCGCUGCUGCCCGCUACAGCCUGGCUCGGACCUGCAUCCCCAGGCUCAGGAGCUCCUCGGCCGCGCUCUGAAGGCAGCGGUCUGGAAACAGGGAGCUCGUAACGAUGGUUCCCACGGAACCGGAGCUGGUCUCAUCAAAUCAACGAGGGUCGCUGUGAACCUCCAGUGCCUGAGAGCUGCUGCCCUGGCCAUGCUGUGGGGCAAACGUCCCCAGAGCUCCGGUGCUGCAUUCAGAGGGUCAGGCUGGGGCUCUGCCCCUCCCUGCUGGAAGUGCCUGUGUAGAAGGGUGAGGAGCACAGAGGUGGUUUUCUCCUGUGGAAAGUGUCUCUGGUUACAAAGCCCAGGCUGACAGCUUGGUGUCUGAGAGAGCUGUCAGCCUUUGCACAGCAGUGUCUGGAGUUAAGGCCCCAGGCGCUACACUGGGUGACUAAGUGCAAACCUCUUUUCUAAUUAGAGAAGUCUGUCCUUUCCCAUCCCCCCCAUAAAACGUUUCACCCGUUUGUUGAGCUGUUCAUCAUGCUUUCAAGGGUCCUGGCCUGCACGGCUGGCCGAACCCGUCGUGAGCAGCCUCUCUGUGUGGCACAGCCUGGCUCGCUCUCCUGAAAUGUUGCCUGGAGCUUUCCAAUUACAGCCUCCCCUGGCCCUGGGAGCUCACUGGAGGAUCCUCCAGCUGACAUUUGUCCUCAGGCCCCUAAAUCCUGCUGCUGACCAGCUCACUGGCUCCCAGCUGAGCUAGCGGAAGGCAGCAAAACACAGCGAGCGAUUGUCAGUAAUUGAAGUUUUUUAACCCAGAUCUCUCCAGGGAGGUGAUGAGUUUUCACCAGGGAUCCUUUCUGCAGGCAGGAGGGGGCAUAUCGCCAUGUCACAGACAGGAGUUACGUUUUUAUCUCCAGAAGGGUCCUUUCCUUUCCUUUUUUUUUUUUCCUCCUCUUUUCUUUUUUUAACUUACAUCUGCCCUGGGCCAUUUUUUGAUGAGCUUCUGUCUCUGAUCUGCCUGACAUUGCAAAUGCUCUUGCCUUUCACAUCCGUCUUUGUGCUGUUGCCAAUCUGUUGUGUAUAAAGUCAGUGCUUUCAUAAGCUGGCUGAGAUGAAAUCUCUCUAA